Molecule: messenger RNA, 4910 nt
Organism: Nothobranchius furzeri (turquoise killifish)
Lineage: Eukaryota; Metazoa; Chordata; Actinopteri; Cyprinodontiformes; Nothobranchiidae
Product: F-actin-monooxygenase MICAL2
Molecular function (GO): FAD binding; protein binding
Source: RefSeq, a predicted model, not a curated record
GUGUCCCACUCCAGAGCACCGCCCUCUCAGCGAGCUCAGCUGCUCAUACAAACUGUCACACUGACAGAAGAGGACGCGUCUCAAACAGCCGUCCAACUUUUACCUCUGAUGUUAUUAUUUCUAGUGAGGACACUGGAAGAAGGGGAGAGUUCACAUUCAGACAUGAGGUGCUGAUCCUUAACUGGCAACAGUCAUCAAAGAUUUGACCACAGGAUGUCAUUCUUACUUAUUGAAGCAUGGAACUGCGCUGCUCUGGGUGGCUGCAUGUUGGAGUAGCUCUGUUGACUGUAUAAUGGGCAUGACGGUGCGAGCUGAGCUGAGGGUGUAGCCACAUCAGGCAGGGAGAGCUGAGCCGAGCAGGACUCACGGCACACCAGAGCGAUGGGGGAGAUGGAGGAGGAUUGCGACAACGUGGGGAAGCUGUUUGAGAACUUCAUCCAAGCUUCCACCUGUAAAGGAACCCUUCAGGCCUUCAAUGUCCUCUGCAGACGUUUGGACCUGGACCCCGCCGAGCACAAGACCUUCUAUAGUGGUCUGAAGGCGAAAGUCACUUCCUGGAAGGCCAAAGCUCUGUGGAGCAAACUGGACAAGAGGAUGUCCCAUAAGGAGUACAAGAAGGGCCAGGCUUGUGAGGGCACUAAGUGCCUCAUCAUCGGAGGAGGUCCGUGCGGCUUGCGGACAGCCAUCGAGCUCACCUUGAUGGGUGCUAAAGUGGUGGUCAUCGAGAAGAGGGACUCUUUUUCCAGGAACAAUGUCCUCCAUCUUUGGCCUUACACCAUUCAUGACCUGCGGGGCCUCGGCGCCAAAAAGUUCUAUGGAAAAUUUUGCGCUGGAGCCAUAGACCACAUCAGCAUUCAGCAGCUGCAGCUGAUCCUCCUGAAGGUCGCCCUGAUUGUUGCAGUGGAGUUUCACAUUAAUGUGGAGUUCAUCAAGCUGCUGGAACCGCUAGAGAAUCAGGAAAAGGAAGGGAUUGGGUGGAGGGCUGCAAUCCGACCUGCUGAUCACCCGGUGGCUAACUUUGACUUUGACGUGGUGGUGGGGGCUGAUGGGCGGAGGAAUACAUUGGAAGGUUUCAAAAGAAAAGAGUUUAGAGGCAAACUGGCGAUCGCCAUCACGGCCAACUUCAUCAACAGGAACACCACCGCUGAGGCCAAAGUGGAGGAGAUCAGCGGCGUGGCCUUCAUCUUCAACCAGAAGUUCUUUCUCAACCUCAAAGAGGAGACAGGUAUUGAUCUGGAGAACAUUGUUUACUACAGGGACAACACACAUUACUUUGUCAUGACGGCAAAGAAGCAGAGUCUGCUGGACAAGGGGGUUGUCAUUAAUGAUUACGUCGACACCCAGAUGCUGCUGAGCAGCGAGAACGUCAACCAGGAGGCUCUUCUGAGCUACGCCCGAGAGGCUGCUGACUUUGGCACCAACUACCAGCUUCCCACUCUGGAUUUUGCCAUGAACCACUGCGGGCAGCCGGAUGUGGCGAUGUUUGACUUCACAUGCAUGUACGCAUCAGAGAACGCCGCUCUGGCCAGGGAGAGGUUUGGACACCAGCUGCUGGUGGCACUGGUUGGAGACAGUCUUCUAGAGCCAUUCUGGCCGAUGGGAACAGGCUGUGCCCGAGGUUUCCUGGCUGCUUUUGACACGGCGUGGAUGGUAAAGAGCUGGGCCGAAGGUCGGACGGUCCUGGAGGUGCUCUCAGAGAGGGAGAGUAUUUACCGACUGCUACCACAAACAACCCCUGAAAACAUUGCUAAGAACUUCGAUCAGUAUACCAUCGACCCCGCAACUCGAUACCCAAACCUCAACUCCUCCUGCGUCAGGCCUCACCAGGUGCGUCACCUGUACAUCACCGAAGAGCUGAAGUGCUGCUCUCUGGAGCGUGCUGCUACCAUACGACGACCCGUCAACCUCUCCAGGAGAGAAUCUGAGAUCCGACCAUCCAGGCUUCUCACCUGGUGCCAGAAACAGACUGAAGGAUACAGGAAUGUGUCCAUCACAGACCUGACUUCCUCCUGGAGGAGUGGCAUGGCUCUGUGCGCUCUUAUCCACAGGUUUAAACCACAGCUAAUAGAUUUUGACUCGUUAAAUGAAGGUGACCACACUACCAACCUCCAGCUGGCUUUUGACGUCAGCGAACAUGAUUUUGGGAUUCGACCGUUCAUGUCCGUGAAGGAGCUGAGUGCUGGCGAGGAGCUGGAUAAAACCAGGAUGAGUGCCUACCUGUCCAAGUUCUACGAGCUCUUCCGUGGAACACCUCUACCUGUAUCGGAAUCCAGACAAGUGGAUGAAAAUAAUGAAUGUCCUUCAAAGGAAGUCAGAACUAACAACAUGUUCAGUCUUGCACUGGCGAGGAAACGGGUACCAAAGGAAGAGAAGUCAGGCAGUGUGGACUCCAUUUACAAAAGGAGGCGGAAAUUCUAUCUAGAGGAGGCCACCAAUCUGUCAAGUAAUGGCUCCACACAGCGAGACGAGCGGGAUCCCAAAGAAAACAAAGUUCGCUCAAUGGCUACUCAGCUUCUAGCCAAGUUCGAGAGUAAAAACAACUUCACCAUCCAUAAAACACAGUCAGACUGUGAGACGUCUCUGCUGCUCCCUGCUUUUAUCCACACUGAGAGUCCGCCUGUGAAACUCAGGCCUCCCGUCCCACCUAAACCUCCGUCAGUGUCUCAGGUAGUCUGGAGGUGGAGACAUCGUGACAUCUUUAUCUAUGUUCAGCUCAAAUCCAUUUUGAGAUUUAAAUCAGGAUUUUCCUGUUCACAUAGCAGUUUUGAGGUCAGUAUCAAAAAAGCGGCUGAACAGUUAGUCCACAUUCCUCCAAAGAUCCUGCUGAACCCCCAGUUGCAGUUCCAGCCUCGGCACCAGCUCCAGUUGUCAGUAGUGAGACUCAGACAUGCUAAUCAGACGUGUGCUGAGGUGAAGCCUGAGCCUCCAUCUGAGAGUCCAGGCCCCCCUGCUCCUCCUCCAUCCUGCCACUCAGCUAUCCGUUUCAUGACAAGAGUUCUCCAUCGCCUCAAGGAGGUGGAUGAACACGUAUCGGAGAAAAAGGCUCAGACACAACAAGUUAGAGAGUUUCAAACAAAAAGCAUAAAGGAGAAAGCCGUUCACAUUAGGAGGUUAUUUUCCGAGGACGGUUCUGAUGUACUCAAGGGCAGUUCCAUACGGAGGACCUUUUCUCAGAUGUCUGAAAAGUGUCACUCCUGUGGAAAGCGAGUUUAUAUGGUUGAGAGAAUCUGUGCCGAGGGGCUCUACUUCCACAGGGAGUGUUUCCGCUGUUCAACCUGCAGGUCUGCUCUGCAACAAGGAGCACAUGCGUUUAACUCUGAAGAAGGAAAGCUGUACUGCAAACACCACUUUGAUCAACGCAACAAUGGGACGAAUCUAAAGAGGACCUUUUCUCUACCAGCUAACUGUAACCGAGUUCUGGAACGACGAGCUGCAGAUGAAAAGACUCCCCCAUCCAGCGAUACAGCACACCUGCAGAGUGAACCUGAUGCAGGUACCUGCACCUCGUUUAUAAGCAGAAGCCUGAGCUGGCCUCUGAAUGUGAUUCGUGCUGCGUGCAACGCCCCCCGGUACCUCUCCCGCCGUGUGCAUGGUGCAGCCCGGGCUCUCACCAGCCACCUGAGGAACAACUUACAUGACUACACACUGCUGUAUGAGCUACUGAGCAUGAGCUUACCCCUAUUGUUUGUUUUACAAGAGGUACUCCUGCAGAUGUACACUGAGGCCGUGCCUGACGAGCCGAGCUUGCUGCAGCCUGUGCUGCUUUGGCUGCAGGAGCAAAUCAGAAUCCUCUAGUUGUUGAUAAUAAGCGCUACUCCAUCUUACUAUUAGUUCUGUGGAUGAGGCGCACACUCACUGGCACAGUAGCAUCAUGUUGCCUUUUGUGAAUGUGCACAAGCACCUUUUUUGAUGUCUUUUAUGGUGACACAAAAAACGUGUUACAUGUACUGAAGAGAAGACACUGGCAAGUUACACAUCCAAAUCGAUGCAGCAAGCUUUAUACUGAGCUAGUUAAUUAGAUAAUGAAUUAAACAUUCUUUUCCUGCAGUGCCUUGUUUAUAACGAGUAAAUUAAAUUACAUUUAUUAAAUUUAAAUUUAAUACAGUGGAUUAGAGACUUUUGAGGCAACUGGCUCAGAUAUUCUGACUGAACUAACGACACCAGAACUUUAUGCACUUUAUUUUUUAGAGACUUCCGUCUCCACAAAGCAGUAAGACAAGUUCUGCAGACAAAAUUUGGUGGAUUUUAUAAACAGUUUUCAUUGUUCUCAUAAUUUUUUCAUGGAUGGCACCAGAGUCUCUGAUGCUGUGGAGUGUUUAGCUAUAUUUUGCUGCCAUCUACUGUUGAAUCAGAAUAUGACAUGAAGGGAGACUGAUACUUCAAUCUCUUGUUUUUGAUCUGUUUACCUUACAGUUAAUUAUAAUCAGAUUUACUGUAGAUGAUAUUAGUAGUGUGCACAUUGCAAUGAAUUUGUUUUCUAUGCUAAUCAAACCUCGAUGACUGGAAGCACACAGCUGUUUUGUCUUUAGAUGCACAAUCUAAUGAUGCUCAUGCAGCACUUUAGAUUUAGAUUAAGACAUUUCAAAAUGAUCAAUUCAUUUUCAAACUGAAAAGAAAAAAGCCUUUUUGUGUGUUUUUUGUUGUCAGCUUUUUGGUAUUCUGAAACUGCAGCGUGCAGCAUGAACUAAAUGUUUACUGUUCAGGUGGGAAACAGUUUUACCAAAGAUUAAAAAAAAAUAUUUUUUGCACACAUUAACUGGGUUGAAAUCAUUUGUAAUUUAUACAUUUGUGCAGCAUAAUGACAUGUCAUGUAAAUGAACUGUGGACAUUUGUGCAAAAAUCAGAUUGGCGUCUUCAUUUUUGAAUGUCAGUGUUGUUUUGCAUAAAUAUUCUUUACUUUUGUGCCUUCA